AUGAACGAGGAUCAAGACCCUGAUACUCUUGACUACUUCCUCUCAACCCUGAAAUUGAGCGAACAUUCAGAGAAAGAAGAAGAGCACAACAAAGAACUCGAGAGGAAGCAAAAGCACGCCAUUAGGCAAUAUGCUAUUCCCCUUUUCAAUGAGCUCAACCCGGGCAUUGUGAGACCAGAGAUUCAGACACCACAGUUUGAAUUGAAGCCAGUCAUGUUCCAGAUGCUUCAAACUAUGGGACAACUUAGUGGGAUGCCUACUGAAGAUCCUCACCUUCAUCUUCAUCUAUUUAUGGAGGUGAGUGACUCUUUCAAGUUGCUCGAGGUUUCAGAGGAUGCUUUGAGAUUAAAGUUGUUUCCAUACUCUUUAAGAGAUCAAGCAAGAGCUUGGUUGAAUUCGUUACCAUCUGAUUCUGUGACAACUUGGGAAGAAUUAGCUUAG
Molecule: messenger RNA, 441 nt
Organism: Humulus lupulus (European hop)
Lineage: Eukaryota; Viridiplantae; Streptophyta; Magnoliopsida; Rosales; Cannabaceae
Exons: 2
Coding region: 1-441 (146 amino acids)
Source: RefSeq, a predicted model, not a curated record